Molecule: messenger RNA, 2306 nt
Organism: Rhipicephalus sanguineus (brown dog tick)
Lineage: Eukaryota; Metazoa; Arthropoda; Arachnida; Ixodida; Ixodidae
Exons: 5
Coding region: 1-1599 (532 amino acids)
Molecular function (GO): zinc ion binding
Source: RefSeq, a predicted model, not a curated record
AUGAGGAUCCCUCGCUACUCUCGCGACGCGACCAGCAGUAGCCUGCAGGAGCAGGGCGCCCUCUACCCUGGAGGAGUGGGUCUCUCCGCCACCAGACAUCCAGAACGGGAGGCCGCUGCCGCACGUGGAUACAUGAGAGGACCCUCUGCCCGUCAGCGCAAGAAGGCAUACAACUUUGCCAUCGAGGCAUACUGUGCGCCAUCAUCGCUUCGCAUGAACACUUGUGACUUCGGAAUUGUCCAUGUGCACUCUACAUGUUUUCGAAGCCAAAAGAAAACUGGCCGCCCCUACAAUGUGCAGCUGUCAUUCAACGCUGCUACCGGUGUGCCUCGUACCACAGCCUGCGAGUGCCCAGCAGGAAAGAGCGGAGCCUGCAGUCAUGUACUAGCAGCAGUACGCCUGCUGGCACUAUUAAAACAGCAAGGAUUUGCUGAGCCACCACCAGCGCUUGCUUGCACAGAGCUACCUCAGCAGUGGAGGCGUCCAAGACAAAAAGGAAUUAAACCUGCAAGCGUUCAAGACGUGGACUGGCGAGCACCACGAGAAGGUGGCGUCCAGUUGCCAUUGACUGCCCGCCUUUCAGAUGCAAGCGCUGACUACCAGGAUGAAGGCAGUCAAGUCGCUGCAAUCCGGUCAUUUGGUGCGGAGCUGGAAGCAUUGGGCGACCUUCCAUUCGCCGCUGUCCUGCAGGAUGUGCAGGCUCCUCUGAUCAAGACUAAGGCGGGUCUUGCUCCAGCGGACUCUCCACUGACCUACCAGCAGUCGGGCAGGCCGCAUAACUUCAAGGUUUGGAUGGCAGCUGUAGCUCCUGGUGCGGGCACCAGUUGUACUGUCCCACGUCUAGAGCUUUUUGCUGGUGCAGUGCAGCACACGUUUCCGGGCAGCUUUACAUCUGACGAGCAACGAAUUUUGAUGGAACUGCAGGUGUCUGCAGAAGAUGCACAGAAUCUUGAACAGAAUUCAAGGCAGCAGAGCCACAGUUCUCACUGGAGAGAUGGGCGUCGACAUAGAUUAACUGCAUCGCAUUUUGGCCGUGUAAUUAAGAGAAAUGAGUGGACGGAAACAGGGCUGCGGAACCUCAUUGAGCCAAAGGACUUGUCUCGCGUUCGUGCUGUGCAAUAUGGAAUCGGCAAGGAGAGUGUAGCUGCAGAUUGUUAUGAAAAUGUAAUGCAGUCUCAUGGCCAUAAUGUGACACUACACCAUUCAGGAUUGGCUGUCAACCCGGCCUUCCCAUGGCUUGGAGCUAGCCCAGACAGAUUUGUAUACGACCCAGAGGAGCUGACGUAUGGUGUGCUUGAGAUCAAGUGCCCUUAUUCUCUGAAGGAUAGCCAACCAGAAGAAGCCAGGAGCAAGAAGUUCUGUAUAAUUUUUGAAGAAAAUGAUGAGCCACAACUGGACCGUGACCACGAGUAUUAUGCCCAGGUGCUCGGUCAAAUGGGCAUAACAGGCUGCCGAUGGGCGGACUUCGUUGUCUGUUCGGAGAAUUGGAUAGCCAUCGAACGUAUUCGCUUUGAUAAAAUAGAGUGGCUCAGUAUGCGUAAAAAACUUGACAAAUUUUUUUUCGAACACAUGCUGCCUUACAUGAGCAGCAAGCACUGAGAACCGAGACUAAUCCUUAAAGGGGCCCUGAAACACUUUUUGUUGAUGUUUCUAUGCAGUGCAUGUUAGAACAUGAUGUUCAGACGAAAAAAUCUUGUGGAAACAGCACUUUUAUAGCUUUGUCUGUAAGAAUUACCACAUUUCUCAUGUAAUUUCAAUUUGUCCUGUCAAUUUGGGCUUGUGAACAGUACAAAGUUGACUUCACCUCACGAACUUUUUAUUAUGGCUGGUGUAUUUUGUGCAAUUUACAUAAUUUGUUACAUUCAGAGUAAAGGAAUAUAAUAAGACUGUAGCAGAUACAUUUGGUUUAUGUUGUUUUUGCUGUGAUGGGCACUGCGCAUUUGUUUCAUUACUAUAUUCAAAUCAGUUCAUGUUUUCUAAAGCCAUGUGAUAUGGCAGAUCACUGCACUAAUGCAGUGAAAAAAAGUUGGCUAUUCUGAAAUGUGUAAUACCUCUGUCACACGGGCAGCUUUAACUGCGGUUAUGCUUAAGCGUGGUUUACGGGACUAACCGCAGUUAACGCGAACGUUUGCCAUUGCUACAUGGGCUCAGUUAGCGCAGUUGAGCAAGCCAACGAAAUCACGUGCUGGUCAUGUAGACAGCACGUGAAUAUUUUGUCACCUUCGACUACAUUUCCCCCCCAAGAAACCAGCAGCGAUAAUACAAUACCCUCUCGGAACCUUGCCUUCGACAGCACCUUUGUUGGC